Molecule: messenger RNA, 2204 nt
Organism: Dendroctonus ponderosae (mountain pine beetle)
Lineage: Eukaryota; Metazoa; Arthropoda; Insecta; Coleoptera; Curculionidae
Exons: 5
Coding region: 477-1667 (396 amino acids)
Source: RefSeq, a predicted model, not a curated record
CGGUAAACUGCCGUUACAAAAAUGUGGAUGUGAAUUCAUUUUCAGUUAAGUAAGAGUAGGUGUAUAUACUUGCGCGAUCGCCUGGUCUGUUAUAUGGCUCGUUAUCGUAUACUACAUGUUUUUAAAGUUUUCUAAAGAACAAUAUCAUAUCGAGGAAUCUGUGACUGAAAGUUCAACUGUGGGCUAGUGUUAGAUUUUCAUGAUAUUGCCAUAGUUAGCAAUCAAUGAUGAUAGCAGAAAAUAUGUUAAAUGAUCCCUUCAAGACAAAUCAUUAAGCACCCCAAAAAUGGUAAAACAAUCCUUAAGUGUUCGCUUCUAUCCUUGCUAUGGAUCAGCACGAGGCCAAUUCCAAGCACAACCAGCGCAACAAUGAAGAAAGAACAUGUGGAAAAUACAGAUGAGUGAUCUUCAUCACUGCCUUAAAUCGAUUUCGAGACAUUGUAACGGACAAAUGAAAGACAAACGUAAAAGACAAAAUGUUGAAGCAUAUCACAAACGGAGGUAUCGCAAGCCGAGGCUCCCGUCCAGAUAGUUCAAUAAUAAUGGAACCUAGAGACCCACAGCCUCAUAGGUUCCGUUCUCCCAACGCAAACAGUUCCAGAAUAUCGGCACAACAUUAUUCGCUGAAUGCGUCUCAGCUGUCCCAGCUUCACAACUGUACUCCGAAUUUGGACAAUUCCAAGCACUCAAUCUACAGUAACAGUGCGGUACUAACUCCAGCUAACAAAGUGUUGAAUGGAGGCCUCAAUAUCUCAAGAAUCCGAAACCAAAGUACCGUCAAUAAAUUCAUAGCCAAGUCCAAGGAAGUGGGUGUUAAGGAAAUGUUAGUGAGUCUGGGACUAUUGUGCUUGGUCAGUCUUCUUCUAGCGCUGUUGUCGUUAAUUUUUUUACUGAAAAUUUCGCCGGUUACGGCCAACGAUAUACGAGAACUUUUACGUGCAGAACAGCUUACAGUGAUCACAGCGGAAGAAUACGUGGUGGUUUACGAAGUUACUCUAGCUUUGUGUGCUUUAACAUUGUCUUUGAAUCUGUGUUGCCUUUUGGUGUGCGCCAUUCAGUUCCUGUUUGCCGUUAAACUUGUCAAGAGUCCCCAUGGGGGAAACGACAGGACAAAUAAGUACCUUCAAAAGUCGUCAGUCAGUCGAGUCUGUGCAGUUGGAGGAUUUUUCAUUUCCAUUCCAGUAUUUCUCACAGGAAUAAUACUGUACACCUUUAUUCAAUUCCAUUCAACUCCAGCGAUUGUGACUAGUGUCUUCAUAGGACUAGGGAUCAUAUUUUGCGGAUGUGCUAUGGUACAUAACGUAUUUAUAUGGCAAAGAGAAAAGACGAACGCGGUAAGAGAACUAGCUUUGCAGCAGGACACGACUCAGCAACAUCAUAAUUCCUUCCACAGUAUUACAUCUCAGCCCUAUCAAACGAAUUUGAAUCAAUCGCACGUCAGCGCAUUCAAUCAUAGCUUUGGACAUCCAUUAGCUAGUAUACAUAGUAACGGGCCAUAUAUUAUUAGACCAUCUACCACUACUCCUCCUAACGGGGAAAGUCUUAACAUUAGCAAACAUCCCAGGGAGGCUAGUGGUAGCGUUAGCCCUGGAAUGCCAGCUAAUACUAUCGAUAUUAGUAGUGUCGCGACCACGAAUAGUCCUCACGAAUUAUCAACUUUAGUAUAACACUCGGUCUUUCAAUUUACCGUUGCGAAGCUCAACAUACAACACAAAAAACGUUUUCGUCUAUUCAAAAAUACCGAAAUACCGUGCUUUCGCUUAACAAGUCAAUAGCACUUUUAUAUUGCGAUAGGUUCUCCCGGAUAAUUUCAAUCAUCCAUUACGUGUUCCUGUGAAAUUGUACUAAUGUGAAUUUUAGUCAUAUAUAGGGUUGCAGCAUACCUUGAAACAUGCCACGGCACCAAUGGUUGGUACAUUGUAUUAAAACGACUGCAUGGUUACUUCUUGCCAUAAAACUACGAAAAUCUGUUCUGGAGUGUGAAGGCCGCUUGAUAAACUGGGUGCAUUUAAAAUCAAGCGUCCCCAAAAAUUCUCAUUCAAUCUUGAACUUUUCAUUCCAAUUGUGAUUUCAUUAUACUGACUUUCACACCCUUAAAUGCACUUAGUGAUCAAGUACCUUCAUCAAACAGUUGUAUAUAACAUGUAUAAAAUUAAAAUAUAUAUUUAUUGUAAAAUGUUAUUUCUAUAUUUUUAAUUUAUUUA